Protopolystoma xenopodis is the source of this 225-nucleotide messenger RNA. The record is from the annotation of a GenBank genome assembly. Lineage: Eukaryota; Metazoa; Platyhelminthes; Monogenea; Polystomatidea; Polystomatidae.
GUAUUGGUGAACUUCGUAAUCGCUGCUGGCCCAAUGAGUACUGGCGCCAUCGAUAGUGGCUCCAAUAACCUCUGGGCCCUACUGCUGGGAUCUCGUAGAGUGCUGAAGCUCAGCAGAUUGCGCGCAUUAGAAGCAGGGUUCAGCCCUAAUUUCGCCACUGCACUGGGCAUUCUCGUUCACUUUAGGCUGAUGCUUAAAUUCAUCUGCCUGCCAAACAAUUAUUAG